Molecule: messenger RNA, 1352 nt
Organism: Octopus sinensis (East Asian common octopus)
Lineage: Eukaryota; Metazoa; Mollusca; Cephalopoda; Octopoda; Octopodidae
Exons: 4
Coding region: 61-1158 (365 amino acids)
Source: RefSeq, a predicted model, not a curated record
ACAUUGCUGCGUUACAGAAAAAUGUAUAACGGAAUCCUUCUCUUAUGGGAAUUGUAAAGUAUGACAACUAAUUUGGGAUACAGUCUGCAAUUCCGCUCUUUCGAAAACUCAGGUAAAAUGAGACCAAUUCAGAAGCGGUGUGUGAUUAUUUCCAUGUUAGGAAUAAUUUCAUGUAUUGUAAUUAUGACAUUGAAAGCUCAAGGAAUAUUAUUUCCAAGCCAGUGGUAUCUAGAAGAGAGAAAUUUUAACCCAUUAGAAUUAUAUGAUCUUAAAAUUGAAUAUCUUAUUGAAAACUCUACAAAAAUAUCAUCAAUUGAGGAAAACAUUCACGCUUUUAAAAGUGACCUUCCAAAGAUGAAUAUGAAUCUUUCGAAUGAAAUCACAGUCUUGACCGCUUAUUUCAAUAUAGGAUCCUUUGCAAAAGGAGUUUUUAGACGUCAGUAUACCCCAAAUAUCUAUUACAAAUGGAUGUCUGUAUUUCGCAACAUGACCAAUAAUGUAAUUUUUUAUACAAAUGAUAUGAUUGCAUACAAAUAUUUUCAAAAGUUAAGGGAAAAUCUUCCUAAAGUACGAACCAAAAUAUUUCUGAUAAACAAGAAGGAAUUGUGGUCAUUUAAGAUACACGAUAUUAUUUCUCAAAUAUAUACACAGCCUGAUUACCCAAAACAUCUUCCCAACACUGUUGUACCUGGAUAUUCUUGUGCCAUGCAUGCAAAAUUUGAACUUCUUAAUCGGGUUAUAAGAAAGAACUAUUUUCAUACUAAAUACUUUAUGUGGUUAGAUAUUGGACUUUUUCGAUAUCUCCAUGAUGACCCUAAAUUUAAAUUAGCAAAACCUACAGAUUUUGAUGAUACAAAGGUUGCCUAUUCCCAGGUAGAAUAUUUUCAGGAGGAUAUAACGUAUAAAGACAUUAUUUAUGACAAUAUGGUGUGGAUAGGAGGUGCUAGCAAUCUUGGUAAAUAUGAUGUUUUGUACAAAUUUACUCAAGAGUAUUUGAACUUCGUUAACAAGUCUUUGUCCAUAAAACUAAUAAGUACAGAUCAACAGAUCAUAUAUGGAAUGUAUGUGGACAAACAUAAACCAGAAACAAAGCUUCAACUUUAUAAAUCAGGUUGGUUUAAAUUGGGUUAUGUAUGUUAUGCAGCUGGAAAGAACUGAUUUGAUUAAUAUGUACAUAUAUGUAUAUAAAAUAAAAGGAACACACACACACACACACAUACAUACACACACACGUUCACACACAUAUGGGUGGUGUGUAUGUAUGUUAACAUUUAUUUUCUUAAAUCAAAAUACUACAUAUACUCAACUAUAAAUGCCAUAUAUACUCAGCUAUAAAUACCAUAUAUACUCAU